AGGACCCUCGCCUGCUCCCUGAAUGAGUGAGGCGCGUAAAGCAACACAUUUUCAGCUUGUGACACUUUUUACUGACAUCGAUUAAUAUCACCAACUGGAGCUAUUUGACUGACUCAUGAUGUUGCAGAUGGAGGAAGUCGAUGUUGAGUCGACAGUUACCAGCAUUCCUGGCUGUAGACCUGGGCAUCAUCUGGGAUUUGCUUGGGGUCCGGGUGAUAUCCUUGCUUUCGAGACUAAAUUCACGGAAUCAGCGCAAAUUUUACGUGGAAAAGGAUCUGCUGACCAGUUUGUCCACGUGGUCCGGAAGGACGAAGAGAUCUACUCCCCAAUUUUACGGAAACUUUUCAACGAGUCGCACCACAUCUUUGUUGGCCUGCAAACCAUUCAGGACGACCUCCCCAGCAAAAACAAAAAAUCUCAAUACGUUAGCAUCAGUAAAAACUACAGGUCUGUCAUUCGCGCUUGUAUGACUGAACUUCAACAAGUUGGAGUUACAUCCACCAAUGCAGAGGUCACCAAACGUCAUGCAGAUCAGGCAUCUGUCCUGCUCGCCAUCGAGCUGAUUUGGAAUCUUUGCGAAGUUCUGUUCAUCGACUCCGCUCCAGCUGGCUCCCUCCUGCUGCACUUGGUCGACUGGCUGAGGCUGCACAAGUCCGACGUGGACGAGAAGGCCAGAGAGGUUCUGCAGGACGAAAGUCCGACUGAGCACAGGGACUACUGGGAAGUGGUGAUCGGCUAUGUGCUGCAGGGGAGUUUGGUAGAAGCCCGGCAGAUGCUGAUGAAGCAGGCCAACCUUCAUCCUGCUGCCUUGAAGAUGUACACGCUCAUGGACAGUCUGCUCAGCAAGAUGCCCUUCUACAAUCCUGGUGGCACCCAGACACUGAUGGAGUUCGAUGUGAAGUGGAAGAACUGGCAUGGAGAGGUGGACCGCAGCCUUCAGGACGGCUCCUUUGCCAGAAACAAACACCUGGAGCUCAUUUGUAAGAUCUUAGUCGGAGAUGAAGACACUUUACUGGAGCACAAGGAACUUCUGGGCACCUGGUACCACUUCCUGGUCACGAGGCUCCUCUACUGCCACCCGACUGUCAAACCCACAGAGUUGCACUUCUACGCACAGUCCUGCAUGACCAUGUUUCUGGACUCCAGGAGCGUCCUGGAGCCUCUGGACAGCAUCUUACUGGCUGCUUUUGAGUUUGACAUCCACCAGGUCAUCAAAGACUGCAGUAUUGCUCUCAACAACUGGUGGUUUGUGGCUCAUUUGACCGACCUCCUGGAUCACUGCAAACUCCUGCAAUCUCACAACCUCCACUUUGGAUCCAACUUAAGAGAGUUUCUCCUGUCAGAAUAUGCAUCCAGUCUUUUCUCACAUCACAGUUUAUGGCAGUUGGCCGUGGACUAUUUCGACAACUGCCCAGAGCUGGGUCGAGUCUCCCUGGAGCUGCAGAUCGAGCGGGUCCCAUUGGACACGGAGCGGAAGGCCCUGAAGGUGCUGAGCAUCUGUGAGCAGAGGCAGAUGUCCGAGCAAGUGCGGAGCAUCUGUAAGAUCAUGGCCAUGCGCGCCUUGAGGAAUGACCGACUCGGCUCCGCGCUCUCUUGGAGCAUCAGGGCCAAAGACGCAGCAUUAGCCACCGUCAUUUCAGAGAGAUUCCUGCAGGACUACUCGGCUAAAGGUUCCUUCACUGAUCUGGACCUGAUCGACAACUUGGGUCCUGCCAUGCUGCUCAGUGACAGACUCACAUUUCUGGGAAAAUACCGUGAGUUCCACAAGUUGUAUGGCGAGAAGCGCUUCAGGGAGGCGGCCAAACUGCUGCUGUGUCUCAUGACAGCCAAGAUCGCGCCACAGAGCUUCUGGAUGACUCUGCUGACGGACGCGCUGCCGCUGCUGGAGCAGAAGGAGGUCAUCUUCUCCGUCGAGCAAACCCACGAGCUGAUGUUCUGUCUGGAAGAGCUGACCUCCUCGCUGAACACACCGAGCCCAAAAGACCAACUCAUGCAGGAGGAAGACAUCGACAACACCAAGGUCGAGCUUUUGAGGCUCGCGCUCGCCAGGAAUUUGGCAAUGGCGAUCGUCUCGGAAGGAACGAUGGAGUCAUAACAGAGUCACACAAUUCGUAUUGUACAUAAACAAGUGUUUUCUUUGAUAAUAAACUUGAUUUAUAUUAAUGUCAAA
This is a messenger RNA of Synchiropus splendidus (mandarinfish), 2170 nucleotides long. It is a transcript of the gene nup85, whose product is annotated as nucleoporin 85. The transcript has 19 exons. Gene Ontology annotation, cellular component: nuclear pore outer ring. Gene Ontology annotation, biological process: positive regulation of DNA-templated transcription; protein import into nucleus; mRNA export from nucleus. The coding region runs from base 116 to 2095 and encodes 659 amino acids. NCBI's taxonomy places the organism in Eukaryota, Metazoa, Chordata, Actinopteri, Syngnathiformes, Callionymidae. The record is from RefSeq and is a predicted model, not a curated record. Gene Ontology annotation, molecular function: structural constituent of nuclear pore.